Molecule: messenger RNA, 798 nt
Organism: Exophiala bonariae
Lineage: Eukaryota; Fungi; Ascomycota; Eurotiomycetes; Chaetothyriales; Herpotrichiellaceae
Exons: 1
Coding region: 1-798 (265 amino acids)
Source: RefSeq, a predicted model, not a curated record
AUGGCCAGUGAACUAGUACCAGAGUUGGGGUUACGACCCAGCAGCCUUGUGGACUUGGAAUAUCCAGACCUCUUUCCCACGCCGCCAGCAUAUCUUUCGGACUCCGCAGAAGUAUUGGAUAAUGCCGCCAUUCAAUCGCCUCAACAUGACCGCUCCGAGCAAAACCGUAGUUGGUUAUUCUACAUCGCCGAAAUUUCACUUCGACGCACAAUCAACGACACCAUUUGGCUGUUCUACCACAAAGGUGAGGAAUAUUGGCUCGAAAACAUCGGCCUGCUAGUCCGACAGCAUUCCGAGUCUGAUUCGCAGAUUGGCUUGUGGUAUUCUCAUCUGCCAGAUGCGAUCCGAUUCGAUCCCAUACAUGUGCCAGAAACCGAGUUUUCGUUUCAUCUACAAACCCGCUUUCUUGAAUGGAGGGAAUAUACCCUCCGUCCACUCCUAUACGUCUAUCUCCAUCAUCCUCAGAAUCUGCCAUUGCGAGUUCUCGAGCUUAGUCAGGAGGCAUUGAAUAUUUCGCGCGACAUCAUCCUCCAAGCCAUCCAUCACCAUAGACAUGGUGGCUCGUGGUUCGUGUUAAGAAGAUCAUUCUCCUGCGCAUUGUUGAUUCUUGCUGUCGUCGUCAAAGCUGGUGAGGUUCGACCGCCGGAGAAUUGGCCUCAACUAAUCCGAGUAGCACUAAGCACCCUACUAAAGUGGGAAUCUGAAGCUCGAGAUGUGUUUCUUAUGAGGAAAGUCCUGGAAAACACGUUUGCCACCAUCUGCAAGCGAGAAGGCCUGGCCAUUAACAGCCCCAGCUAA